AUGCUGGAUGGAACCCAAGAUGUCGGGGCCGGAUACCUGUACACUCUGGAAGUCGAUGCGGAGGCAGGCUCGCUCACACUGAAGAAUACAUCAGCCGCUGCAGCCGCUCAUCCAUGGCUCUCUAUCAACCGUGAUGCGGGCGUGGUAUACGCAUCAGGUUGGUCGGAUCCUGUCGACGGGCAUCGCACCUUUAGCUCGUACAACAUCGAAGACGACUUCUCGGUGUCGCUCCUGAACACCGUCGCGUCGUGUGGCACAAAACCUAUCGCCAAUCAUUUCAUUCCCCAAGCUGGAGCCUAUGGCGCUUUUUACGGUGUGGACUUCGUCAAUCCAUGUGGUGAGGUAUGGUCAAUCGGACCAGGGGGUGAGAUUGAGACGAAAAUUCAAUCCCUCCCCUUCAUGAAUGGGUCUACGCUGCACGGCUUUGCGAACACAUCUGACUUGAAGUAUCUCUACAUUAUGAAUCUAGGCGGCAAUAUCAUUCAGUCCUACUCUAUUGACCUAGGGAACGGCACCUUGUCGCCUUUAGCGGACACCUCUCCCAGUGAAAGCGGCGCUGGGCCACGCCACGCUGUGAUUCAUCCACUCGAGACAUAUAUGUAUGUCAUUGACGAGGAAGGUCUACGCGUCGACCAAUUCGCUGUGGAUGCUGCAUCUGGCAUAUUGAGUUAUACGAACAUCUCUUUGGCUGUCACACCCUUCGGACUCAGCCCCGCCAACGCAUCUGACUAUUGGGGUGACGAGAUCGCCCUCUCUUCCGAUUCGAAGACGCUUUAUGUCAGCACGCGGGCCCGCGACGCCUCCCAGGUCGGCUACCUCGCUGGAUGGUCCUUAGACACCAUUGGAAAUAUCGAGUCAUCUCUCUUCGUUAUUCCAACACCCGAAGGGGGCGGCACAAGCAACAUUUUGUCGACUUCGCCCUGGGCGGACGAAAGCAAGGAUAUGUUGAUUUUAACAGACCAGGACACAGGAUUCGUGGCGCUCUAUCAGUUGCAGGAGACGAAUAUGGUUUUGCUGGAUAGAGUGAACAUCACUGGCACGAACUGCUGUUCAGGCUCCGUGUGGCUCGAUUGA
Stereum hirsutum FP-91666 SS1 is the source of this 1074-nucleotide messenger RNA. Its product is annotated as 3-carboxy-cis cis-mucoante lactonizing enzyme. The transcript is spliced from 6 exons. Lineage: Eukaryota; Fungi; Basidiomycota; Agaricomycetes; Russulales; Stereaceae. Gene Ontology annotation, molecular function: 6-phosphogluconolactonase activity; protein binding. The record is from RefSeq and is a predicted model, not a curated record. Bases 1 to 1074 code for a protein of 357 amino acids.